UACCUGCCAACUCAUCUUUACAUUUCCUCAACCCAACCGAGAUCACACCGCACAACACACGACGCAAAAAAUCCUGAAACUCCAACGUCGGUAGCAGUAGCGACUAGCGAGAGAGAUCCUUGUCAAGAUGAGCGUGGAGAUCCUGGACGGGCUGACGGUGCAGAGCUUCGUGGAGGACGAGGGCGCCUUCAACGCCUCCGUCGACGGCCGCUUCGCGGCGCUCGACGCCAACCACGACGGCCUGCUCUCCUACACCGAGAUGGCCGGGGAGCUCAUGAGCCUCCGGAUCCUGGAAAAGCACUUCGGCGUCGACGAGGCCGGUGCCGAUGGCCCCGAAGAGCUCGCGGGGCUCUACCGCGGCCUUUUCGCGCACUUUGACCGCGACGGCGAUGGGGCGGUGGACCGCGAGGAGUUCAGGGCGGAGAUGAAGGAGGUCAUGCUCGCCGUGGCCAGCGGGCUCGGGUUCCUGCCGGUGCAGAUGGUGGUCGAGGAAGGGAGCUUUCUCAAGGUGGCUGUGGACAGGGAGCUGGCCAGAGCGGCCUGACCGAUUCUGUUUGUACUACUAGCUUGUACUACUCCGUACGAGUGUAUGUUAGACUGUGCACCAGACAUUAAGCGAGUGAGGAUAAUGUUUGUGUUUUCUUUUCAAAACGAGAAGUGAGUAUUAAUGCUUGUUAAAAUAAAACGAAAUUGAAUGAAAGUG
Molecule: messenger RNA, 703 nt
Organism: Hordeum vulgare subsp. vulgare (domesticated barley)
Lineage: Eukaryota; Viridiplantae; Streptophyta; Magnoliopsida; Poales; Poaceae
Exons: 1
Coding region: 128-544 (138 amino acids)
Molecular function (GO): calcium ion binding
Source: RefSeq, a predicted model, not a curated record